Panicum virgatum (switchgrass) is the source of this 2150-nucleotide messenger RNA. RefSeq lists its product as uncharacterized. The transcript is spliced from 2 exons. Gene Ontology annotation, biological process: defense response to other organism. Gene Ontology annotation, molecular function: ADP binding. NCBI's taxonomy places the organism in Eukaryota, Viridiplantae, Streptophyta, Magnoliopsida, Poales, Poaceae. Bases 1 to 1932 code for a protein of 643 amino acids. The record is from RefSeq and is a predicted model, not a curated record.
AUGCGCUGGGUGGCAUCAAGCCCAGUUCCUAUGCCCUCUUCUGCCUUAGAAUUUAACUUUGUACUUUGGGCCUUGUGUUGCUUCCUCUGGUGUAUAUCUAGAUCUGUGAUCAGGUGCAAAGUAAGCAUACAAAUCCUAGAGAAACACAGAAGAGCACUGGAGGUGACGGCGCUGAGCGUUGGCAAGUCCGUUCUCAGUGGAGCGCUUGGCUACGCCAAAUCCGCGUUUGCGGAGGAAGUGGCCUUGCAGCUUGGUAUCAAGAAAGACCAAGCGUUCGUCGCGGAUGAGCUCGAGAUGAUGCAAUCUUUCAUGAUGGAGGCGCACGAGGAGCAAGACAACAGCAAGGUGAUCAAGACCUGGGUGAAGCAGGUCCGUGACACGGCCUACGACGUCGAGGAUAGUCUCCAGGAUUUCGCUGUUCGUUUGCACAGACCAUCCUGGUGGUGUUUCCCUCGCACGCUACUCGAGCGGCGUCGUGUGGCUAAGCAGAUGAAGGAGCUCAGGGCCAAGGUCGACGACGUGAGCCAGAGGAAUGUGCGCUACCGCCUCAUCAAGGGCUCUGGCUCCAAAGCCAUAACUGCCACCGAACAGCCUAGUGCCAUUGCUGCAGCGAUAUUCGGUGUUGAUGAUGCAAGGCAUGCUGCAAGGCAGAACAAUGAAAGAGUGGAUCUCGUCCAACUAAUCAACAAGGAGGAUGAUGACCUUAGAGUGGUCGCGGUGUGGGGAACAAGUGGAGAUAUUGGUCAGACAUCCAUCAUCAUGGCAGCUUACGAGAAUCCAGAUGUAAAAAGAAAAUUUCCGGCCAGAGCAUGGGUUCGGGUGAUGCAUCCUUUCUGCCCAAAAGACUUUGUCCAGAGCUUAGUGAACCAGUUCCAAGCAACCGAAGGGGUUGAAGAUCUGUUGGAGACAGAGAAGACUGGUCAAGAAUUAGCUCAGGAAUUCAAAAAGUUUGUGAAUGAGAAGAGGUGCCUCAUUGUGCUUAGUGAUCUAUCAACCAUUGAAGAAUGGCGUCGGAUCAAGAAAUGCUUCCAAAGUAGUAGCAAGAAAGGAAACCGUAUCAUAGUAUCAACAUCCCAAGUUGAAGUAGCAAGCUUAUGUGCUGGGCAAGAAAGCCAAGCCUCGGAGCUAAAGCAAUUGUCUUCUGAUCAGACACUUUAUGCAUUCUACCACAAGGGUUCCCAAAGUGGAAAGGAUUCAGUUGAGCCAAUGUCUAGCUCAUAUGCAGCCACUACAAGUAUAAACAACCGUACAAUGGCCCCUUGUGAGAUAGUAGAAGAUCAAUCCAAGGAUACAGCUAAAAAGGAGGUCAAAAGGACUCUCACUCGCAUCAGGACUAGCGUUGGUGAUUUGGAGGAAUCACAUCUUAUUGGAAGAGAUAAAGAAAUAAAUGACAUUAUUGACUUAAUUUCAAACAAGAAUAUACGAUUCAGUCAGGCUAUCUCUCUAUGGGGAAUGGCUGGUCUAGGAAAAACCACGCUAGUCAAUGGUGUUUAUCAAAGUCCAAAAAUAAGUGAAGAGUUUGAGAGGCGUGCUUUUGUCACAAUUAUGCGUCCUUUCAAUGCUGCAGAUCUCCUUAGGAGUUUGGUUGUGCAAUUACAAGAAGAGUCUACUACCAAGGAAGAACUGUUGAAAAAUAGUGCCAGCAAGAUUGGAUCGUUAACAACGAUGGGGGUUGAAGCAUUGACUAAUCAAUUGAAAAGACUUUUAGAGAUAAAGCAUUGCUUGAUUGUUCUGGAUGAUUUGUCAUCUAUUGCAGAAUGGGAUGACAUAAUACAAGGGUUUUGUUGGAUUGAAAAGACAACCCGAAUAAUUGUGACUACAAGGAAAGAGAAUAUUUCACACCACUGUUCAGGGAAUGAUGAAACUGUACACAGCCUUGAAGUUCUAAAGGAGGAGGACGCACUCAACCUCUUCAGUCAAAAGGUAAUAUAACAAAUUUUCUCCCCUUUGCUUUACUGAAAUAUAUAGUAUCAUAACAAGUAUUCUAUAGAGGUUAGAGAUGGUUAAAACAUCAUAAGAUUGGACUAGGGCCCAUGCGUCAGGAUCACAAAGGAACAUGUUUACAGUUUUAAAAUUUACUAGUCAUGUGAGCAAUCCAACUGUAUGAUCAAUACUAGCGUGAAUUGUCCAUAUUUCUUUAUUAGCUUAAC